CGUUAGCCUAAAUUAUAUCUGAUACGUUCAAAUAUUUAUUCAAACCUACCAUUUGUUCAUAUCUUAAUUAUUGUCGUCAUCUCGUAUGACUUAAUGCAGAUUUGUAAUAACAGUUGUCUGAAUGAGCUUAUUUUCUAUUGCGCUAUUAAUGGCAGGUGAAUUAUUUGACGGGGUGAUACGUGGCUUGAUAGGAAGUUAAAUUAUAUGUUUAUAGACAGGCGCAUGUUUCUGUAUUAGUUCGUUGUGUCAGCACGCACGUAUUUCUCGCUGGCUCGCGCACUGUCCUGCUGUUACGCGCGUGUGAAUGCUCUGUUUGUCUACAUGCGAGGGCGCAUCUAACUGCUUGGCUUGGUCUCUCAGCUUCAAACUGUGCGAACCGCCGCUCUUCCCCAACCCCCGUUGCACUGCUCAGGCAACGAGGGCGGAGCCAGCCCAAAUAAAUGUGGGGAGGAGAAAAACGAAGACAACAAACCUUAAAAAUGUAGGCCACGGCGCGUGACCCAGUUCCUCACGAACAACCCAGCAAAUGUGAAUGUGGAGCACGGCUAUUAUCCCCCACGCCCGGCACGGUUCCAGGGCGGUUCUACUGUGUGUUUUUCUCUCUGUGCCAGGCAAUGUUCGGGGGCUUUUAGAAAUAUGAAAAAGAAGAUAGUAAUGUUACAUUUACCCAAUUUGCUAUUUAAACUAGCAACAAGGUAUCAAAAGUUUGCAUUUCUGGCCUGUGGAGAGCAAAACCCAUCCAGCCAUCCACCCACCCACACAGUGUGAAAUCUACACCCCCUCAAGGAGAAUAGUGAGGUCACAGAAGUGAAAGCACCAUUGUGCGUUCAGAGGGAUGGAGGACAGGAGGUACCUGCCACCAGAUGGAGGUGGAAAUGCCAAACGCUCUGCCUCAGCUGAGUGUGACACAGUGGAUAGAGUGAUCAGGAAGGAGCAGGAUGACCCUGAGACCUCCACACAAAUUUGUGUGAGAAAAGACGAUCUCUGUGAUCUUCCUCGUAAGGUGCCUCGUUUCCAGUAUGUGGAUUUCCCUUCCCUGCACCAGUGCAUCCAACAGCUUUCUGUGCCUCCACUGAACAGCUGGCUGGGAUCCUGCUCGUUGGCAAAGGCACCAAACUACAGGCCUGACAGUCCUAAGGAAAAGGUCCCCAAGUUUAAAUACGUGGACUACCCAUCUCUCCACCACUGCAUUCAGCAGCUGUCUGUGCCUCCACUGGAAAGCUGGAGUGCAGGUCUGGUCAGGUUUAAUGCAAAGGGGAAAGAGGAUGGCUCUGGGUCACAGAAGAGGCCCUCUCAGCCUGGGACUGUGAAUAAUAACAAAAGCAAUGAGGCAAGAGAUCAAAAAAACAAGGACAGGAGUAGAGUUAUAUCAUUUUCUUUCCCAAGAGACACACACAACUCCGUCUCAGGCAAGGAGGAGAGGCCUCAAAAUGACCACCCCUCAGAGGUGCCACAGAGGUUAGAGAAAGAUAACUCACCUAUCAGGUCCCGUGCUACUCACACAGAUGCUUCUUUGCAAUCAGAUUGCAGAUCAAGAGCAGAAUCUGGUUCUGGAUCUUGUAGUGAUGUAGCAGUGGUGAGAAACAACAGACCGUCUAUUAUUAACAUGGUGCACAUGGAUAAGCAGAAGCACUGGACAACGGCAGAACACUUGGAAGAACAACUGAACUCUCCAGAUUCAGUCGGACGGGUACCAUGGAAAACCAUCCUGGAGUCAGUCUGCCCAUUCUGCCAACAGAUGUUCACAAACCCCGAGCAGUUCAGGGCUCAUCAGCGGAGCCAUAGAGAUAAGAGACCAAACUGAUGUGCAGAAGAACUGAGUGAGAACUGCUUUUGGCAAACAGUUAAUGCCACAUCAUAUGGAAUCGUAUCAUCAGAGGCCUUCUUGUGUUGUGACUGGCUUUAGUGGCAUUGCUGGCAGGACUAUAGGGAGAUCAAAGAUGCAUUAAGCACAUUAGACAGUUUGGGUUCAGACCUUAGGGAGAAUGUAAGGCAUUGUCUUGACUUAUGUUGUGAUUCUAAAAAGACAGAACUGGACAGAUAGAAACACACAAGCAUACAAUAUGCAUGCACAUACAGUGCACUUGUGCCCACACACACAAACACACACAUGCAGAGUAUCCUAUUCAUGAUUCAGAAGCGGACAAUAUUUACUUCCCUACAUAAGGACCUUCAGACAUAAUGGGGUUUCGGCUCAAGACAGGGGAUUAGAACCAGAUUUCUGGUCUCUUCCACACAUAUAUCAGAGUGUUUACUGGGGUGAGUGACGCUCGAUGGACUGGUGCGUAAGAAGAUUUUAUUACAAACAAACAGGCUUGAUAAUAAGAUUUGUUACAUUUUAUUGUUUUGUACUUUUUAUGUUUUUGGAAAUUAAUGUCUAAUGGCUUCGAGCUAGUAGUUUUAAAUCUUAAAAAUGUACCACUGGUGUUUAAUUGUGUGAGUAAAGAUUUUUAGAUACAGAAACAAAUGCCCUCUGCAAGAAACCUGCAAGAAAACCUGUUUGACAGGUUAGCGCUCAGUUUCAUAGAUGAAGUAUUUAAGCUUCAUAUUAACAAAGGAGCUAAUCCAAAAUCAACAACUACUGUGACAAAACUCACUAUUUACAUUUAAACCUCAAGUCUAAAUGGAUUUUAGAUAUUGUGAAAGACCUAUAUUGAACUUUUGUUUAUAAACUUUUGCAGGAACAUAAUACAUUUUUUAUUACAGUAAAGUUCUGACCAGCUAUUAUGUAACAUACCAUUGCAAAGGUCGAGUAUUUCAUGUUUUAUUUGAUUUUAAAUCUAAAGAGAAACAGUAACAUUGUUUCUUGUAAACUCACAGUUACACAACCAAAUUUCAAUAUAUAUUUACAAUGGAAUAUUAUGGAUUUUAUUAUGCACUGUAUGUUUUAAUUCACAAAUACACCGAAGAUUUCAAAUCACUAAAACUUUUAUUAUCAUGUAAUAAAUUUCCAGGAAUUUCCCAAGCUCAGCUGUUGGGUUUCCUGUAAGCAAAUACUAUCCACUUUCAUUCCCACACAGAACAAAUCGACAGGACUGGACAGGUAGCCUGUU
Carassius auratus (goldfish) is the source of this 3053-nucleotide messenger RNA. RefSeq lists its product as uncharacterized. Bases 836 to 1804 code for a protein of 322 amino acids. The record is from RefSeq and is a predicted model, not a curated record. Lineage: Eukaryota; Metazoa; Chordata; Actinopteri; Cypriniformes; Cyprinidae. The transcript is spliced from 4 exons.